Podospora anserina S mat+ is the source of this 1035-nucleotide messenger RNA. RefSeq lists its product as uncharacterized. The record is from RefSeq and is a predicted model, not a curated record. Lineage: Eukaryota; Fungi; Ascomycota; Sordariomycetes; Sordariales; Podosporaceae. Gene Ontology annotation, molecular function: ATP binding; ATP-dependent chromatin remodeler activity. The transcript has 2 exons. The coding region runs from base 1 to 1035 and encodes 344 amino acids.
AUGCGCAUUUGCGCUCCGGGGAUGUCUCUUCCUUCAUCUUCUUCAUCUUUUCAUCAUCUAUUAGUGUUACCGGCCGUGAUAGUCGCUCACAGACCCCUUAGGCAUGUCAAACCUGGCGUCAUCACCCACUACAAGUAUCAUGGGCCCGACAGGCGGCUGGAUCCGUCCAAUUUGCCAUCAGUGGUAAUAUCGACAUACGGAACAGUGAGCACAGAGACCACACGCGCCAAGAGUAUUUUCAGACAGAUACACUGGUAUCGGAUAGUUCUGGACGAAGCACACAUCAUACGUAACUCGUCCACCAAGCAGUUCCGGGCCAUGAACAGCCUAUCAUCCCAUAUUCGAUGGUGCAUGACCGGCGCCCCGGUGCAGAAUGGCGUUGGCGAUAUCGGCUCACUAGUUCGGUUUCUUCGUGUCCCAGUAAUGGGAGACGUCGCCAACUUCCGGAAGCACAUCCUAGGCAAGACCAAACUCACCUCUCUCGAGUCAUCAAGCCAUGACUUUGACAACCUGCGCCUUCUCCUAUCCUCUAUCUGCCUGAGACGAAACACCUCUGUCCUACAACUGCCAGGGGUCAAAUACGAAUGCCGACGGCCGCACUUCAGUGCGGUGGAAAAGGAGGCACAUACCAAGCUCAUUCUCGCUUGCCAGAAAGCCAUUGAUCGGUCUGAUCUCGGCAACCCAAACAAAGUUGUUGCGUUUCAGAAAGGACUUGGUUUGGAGUCUUCAAACGGAGUACUUGAAUCACUUCUCCGGCUCCGUCUUUUCUGCGAUCGAGGGCUAGCUUUGGGACCGUCCAAGGGGGGACUCCCCUCGACACUCGAUGAGGCUCUCAGCCUUGUGCAGCAGAAGGGCAUCUCGAGAUGCGGGGACUGCGGUAACGACAAAAUGGCCGCCGGGAUGGAAGGUACCCAUCUGACCAAUUGCCACGCGUUGGUAUGUUCUGAAUGCCCCAUCAAAUUUCACGAUGAGCUGCUUGAGAGUCGCUCGUCCAGUGGCGUAGGUGGGAACCUGUCCAUUCUGUGGAGAAUAUGA